Molecule: messenger RNA, 2061 nt
Organism: Capra hircus (goat)
Lineage: Eukaryota; Metazoa; Chordata; Mammalia; Artiodactyla; Bovidae
Gene: SPPL2C
Product: signal peptide peptidase like 2C
Exons: 1
Coding region: 1-2061 (686 amino acids)
Biological process (GO): membrane protein proteolysis
Cellular component (GO): cytoplasmic side of endoplasmic reticulum membrane; lumenal side of endoplasmic reticulum membrane; Golgi-associated vesicle membrane
Molecular function (GO): aspartic endopeptidase activity, intramembrane cleaving
Source: RefSeq, a predicted model, not a curated record
AUGGCGUGCCUGGGUCUCCUCCUCCUUUUCCUCCUCCUCUUCCUCCUGGCCAGCACCGCGGCCCAGGGGGAGUACGGCGUGGUCCACGUGGUGUCGGACAACUGGAGCAAGGACUACUGCAUUCUCUUCCGCUCCGACUACGUCACCCUGCCCCGGGACCUGCAGCACGCCCCACUCCUGCCCCUGCACGAUGGCACGGGCUCACCCUGGUGCCCAGGCCAGGACUCCUCCCACCAGGCCCACCCAGACGGCUCCGCCAGCCAGCGGCCCCUCCACCGGACCACCGCCAUGGUCAUGAGGGGCAACUGCAGCUUCUACGACAAGGGCUGGCUGGCUCAGGGCCGAGGCGCCCACGGGUUGCUCAUCGUGAGCCGGGUCAGCGGCCAACAGUGCUCAGACAUCACCCCGGCGGCCCAGAACCCCCGCAAGCCCCUCCCAGACCUCACCAUCCCCGUGGCCGUGCUCCGCUACACCGACAUGCUGGACAUCCUCAGCCACACCCAUGGGGGCAACGGGGUCCACGUGGCCUUGUACGCCCCCCCAGAGCCCAUCCUCGACUACAACAUGGUGGUCAUCUUCCUCCUGGCCGUGGGCACCGUGGCCGUGGGCGGCUACUGGGCCGGCGUGACUGAGGCUGACCGGCUGCAGCGGCGCCGGGCGCGAGGGGGCGGGGGGCCCGGCGGUCACCCUCCACGGGGAGCCCUGGCGGCCCGGCGGGGGCCCAGAGAAGACGACGAGGAGUCGCCGGUGGACUUCACGCCGGCCAUGACGGGCGCGGUGGUCACCAUGUCCUGCUCCAUCAUGCUGCUGCUCUAUUUCUUCUACGACUGCUUCGUCUACGUCAUGAUCGCCAUCUUCGGGCUGGGCGCGGGCACCGGCCUCUACAGCUGCCUGCUGCCCGUGGUGCGCCACCUGCCCGUGUGGCGGGACCAGUGGCUCCUGCCCGGCCGCCGAGCCUGUCUGCAGCUGCCCCUGCUGCUGCUGGCUGGCCUGUGCCUGGUGGUGACGGUCCUCUGGGUCGCCUACCGGAACGAGGACCGCUGGGCGUGGCUGCUGCAGGACACGCUGGGCGUGGCCUACUGCCUCUUCGUCCUACGGCGCAUGCGCCUGCCCACCCUCAAGAGCUGCGCCUCCUUCCUGCUGGCCCUGCUAGUCUUCGACGUGUUCUUCGUCUUCGUCACACCGUUGCUCACCAGGACCGGCGAGAGCAUCAUGGUUGGGGUGGCCUCGGGCCCGGCAGAUUCCUUGAGCCAUGAGAGGCUGCCCAUGGUCCUCAAGGUGCCCCGGCUAAGCUUCUCGGCCUUGACCCUGUGUGACCAGCCCUUCUCUAUCCUCGGCUUCGGUGACAUCGUGGUCCCCGGCUUCCUGGUGGCCUACUGUCACCGCUUUGAUGUGCAUAUACGCUCACAGCAGGUCUACUUCGUGGCCUGCACAGUGGCCUAUGCUGUGGGCCUGCUGGUCACCUUCUUUGCCAUGGCCCUCAUGCAGAUGGGCCAGCCUGCCCUGCUCUACCUGGUGUCCAGCACGCUGCUCACCAGCCUGGCUGUGGCCGCCUGCCGCCAAGAGCUCACCCUCUUCUGGACAGGCCAGGUUAGGGCCAAGGCCGUCGCCCGGCCUGUGCCAGGGCUCUGCGGCGCCCCUUCAGUUGGUUCUGAGCGGAAGCGGGAGCAUGCAGCAGACAGCCACAGAGCCUUCGAGCUCGAGGGGGCCACCAUCUCCACCCUGGCAGGAGACUUAGAUAGCAGCCUUGGGGAGGGCACGGCUGAGACUGUCACCAUAUCUGAGGAUGAAGCGACCAGUCCAGAAGGCCACAGUGACAGCUCUGAGGGCUGGAGUGAUGCCAACCUGGAGCCCGAUGACCUGUCGAGUACCCCUUCUGGGGUCUCAGAGGAGUUCUUACCACUGAUGCCAACCGCCAUGCUGAUACCGCUCAGGCCGCCGCCCUCGGAGCUGGGCCGGGCCCUGGCCCAGGCCCAUGAGGCCAGCCUGCCCUGUACAGGCUUCCACAAGAGGAAGGGCCUUAAAGUGAAGAAGAGCAUGUUGACCCAAGAUCCCUUGUGA